Messenger RNA from Cottoperca gobio, 3429 nucleotides. It is a transcript of the gene c22h14orf180, whose product is annotated as chromosome 22 C14orf180 homolog. Gene Ontology annotation, biological process: positive regulation of Golgi to plasma membrane protein transport. NCBI's taxonomy places the organism in Eukaryota, Metazoa, Chordata, Actinopteri, Perciformes, Bovichtidae. Gene Ontology annotation, cellular component: transport vesicle; plasma membrane; trans-Golgi network. The record is from RefSeq and is a predicted model, not a curated record. The transcript is spliced from 9 exons. Bases 228 to 1271 code for a protein of 347 amino acids. Gene Ontology annotation, molecular function: connexin binding.
GUGCUCAGGCGAGACUGAGAGGAAGCUGUCCUGCUCACUCCUCCCUCCGGCUCCUCUAUGUCUGUGUUUAUGUGAGCAGCUGCAUUUUAUUUUUUUUAUCUUUCACUCUGUGUGUGGCUGUUUCUUUCUACCUGUGGUGCUACAGUGGAGUGGCGAAAAGAGGAGCAUUUGUCCUCGGCCGGUGGAGCUCUGAUGGGUGGCAGUGCUGGCUCUGGCUGGGACUGGGGAUGCUGAACAGGGGGAGGGAGGGCCUGUUUGAGCUGGGACAGCAGCUCCAGCAGCAGGGGGAGUAUCAGGCCGCCCUCCACUGCUUCCUCAGCUGCCUGUUGGGACUGACCCAUGUGCAGAGCUUCACCUCUCUGCCCAACUGCCUACACCAGAUCGCAGAACUCUUCAUCACUGAAAAGAAUUAUGAGAAGGCCCUCCAGUUCAUCCAGGCUGAGAAAAUGUUCUAUGAGGUGGCAUUGAUCGAGCUCACGGCUCAUCAGGGGAGCACAGGGCCUCAGGAGGAGGCUACGCUGGGCUCUGCAGGAUGGACAACCCCAGAGGAGCUUUCGGAGCAGGCCUCCCAGGCACAGCACCUCGAACGGCUGGCCCAGCUCUGCAUCAUGAGCAAACAACCUCACCUUGCUCUAGAAUACAGCGGGAAGGCUGCAAAGAUCCACCAGAGGGCAUUUGGUAAUGACCACCCCAUUACAGCCAGAAGCCUGGAGCUUAUGGCCACCGUCUAUGCUGAGAUCGGCAAGACUGAAUAUUCAGAUUCCCUGGGUCAGUGUGUGUCUGCACUGUCCAAACGCUUCGCUGCUGCAGAGUCCAUAAGAGACACCGUCAACUGUAUUCCUCAUUCCCACCGGGAGAAACACUCAGAGGUCCGCCACAGAAAGGACACCCACCACCAACAAGAGGACGCCCCGAAACCUAAGUUGUAUCUGAUGCAGGUAACCAAUGGCAAAGUCCCCACCUCCAUUCUAAAGAGGCCCAACUACGGCUCAGACACAGAACCCAACUACAGACGGAAAGGCGAGCGGAGGGUUCGAUUCAGGGAGCCAGAGACCACAGUACAUGCCUAUGAGACGACAGCGUCGCGCCCCCACCUCGCCCUGUUCACUUGCCUCUUCCUACUGAUGUCAUUCCUGGGUGUGGCCAUGUACUGCACAGACCGGCGGCGCCCACAGCGAGUGUGCGAGGAGCUGGAGGCCGCUCUGGCUGUCUACCUGCUGCAUAUGAAACAGCUUCUGUGGGGCUGCUGGAUAUGGCUGACCAUGCAGUGACUGCGACCGACCACAGGUGGCGACACAGCCGCCUUUCAUUUUUUCAGACCCCUCUUUUUUCCUAUCUCCAAAGGAGCCCAGGCCUACAAACACCUCAGCCUUUUGUCAAGGCUCUAUACACUGUCUGUGGUGUUGAACCACUCUCGCAGUGACUGUGGGAAAAAUGUGUAAUCCCAGAAAUAUGUAGCUUCCAUGUCUGUAUGUACAUACUGUAUGUGCUAAGGUGGCACUUCUUAUUUAAGAUAUGGUUUUGCACAUCUCACAUAUAACGCUCACUUAGUCACUACACCCGUGUGAUCUUUCAGUUCCUGUCACAGUCUAGUGUAUGUGAGUGAAUGUUUCCAUGGAAUGCAAAUAUUUAUUUUGUUACUAUACAUGAUCUGUGUACAUCAGAUAUUACACAGGACUGAAUGUGUAUAUAUAUGGUUCAAUAUACUAAGGACUAUUACAUUAUUAAGCCUUGUAAUUGCACAUAAAUGAAUGUAGAGAUGUUUGGAAACAGCUUUUGGUUGGCACGGUGCAUAUUCACGAGGAGGAGAAGGAUGGACGCACAAAUGUGUGAGCUGUUGGAUCUGAGAGGAAGAAAACACAGGGCUGCAUCACUUCACAGCACCACAUGAAAAAGACCUUUCUUUACAGACUGUCUGGUGUUCUGUCCGACUGACUGUCUUCAGCUGAUUCUUAGCUCCACUGAGGAGAAAAUCUGCAGCACAAUGUUAUGAAUUCUCUCUCCUUAUCUAUCGUCGAAGAGAAUAUACUCAAACUGAAUGAAUACUAAUGCUUUUAACAGUGUUCCUCUUUAUAACUGCUUGAAUCCCACAAAAUGUCCUUGAUCCUAAAUAUUAUUUAUACUUCUAUACUGUAUAUCUGCAUCUACACAAAUAUCAAACUUUCAAUAAUUUUUGAUUUUUUUUUUAGCUUUUUGUUACCAAUUACAUUUCUAUUUAAAAACAGUAAUAUUCAGGUUUUAACCAGGAUGUCAGAUGCUCGUCAAGCUUUGGACAAAUGUAUGGUUGGACAUAUAUAAAACAUAUAAAAACAAUGAAUAUCAUAGUAUCAAGUUCAUUACUACUAAUAUGAGGCCAAACACACAAAUAUAGCAGAAUGAGAUUUUGUAUGUUAUUGUAUGAGUCCCUUUAUCGAAUGAAGCAAAUCAAAUUCAAACCACACAAGAGGAUUAUGGGGAUUAAAGGGCACAGCGAUGCACAUCAGACCUCUCAUUAUGAGCAAUAACACACAUCACAUAGUUUCCAGUAAAACAUUUUGCUUUAUAUAACAGGUUUUAGGGAACUCAGAAGGAAAGCAUUGGAUUUUGGAGAUUUUUGCAUUUGAAUGUCAAAGCAAUAUAAGGCUAAUAACGCCUGUAUGGAAGAAACCCUCUCAACUCUGUACUGUCAAACUCAAUUGUCAAUAGCAAUAAAACAACACCCAGUGAACACAUGUCCUGCAUAUGCGCAUUUAGCUGAGAAGCAGCAUUUCACCGCUGUCUAAACGUUUAUGGUCACUUUGAAAGAAGUGCCUUUAUGGAGGGUUUUCUUAGUUUCUACCGUUUUAUGAUUUCAGUUGUUUUGAAUAAAACUGUCAUUGCCUAUCAAGGUCAAGCAGAUGAUUUGCUUUCUUCCUGUAAUCUCUGACAAUAAGUGAGUGUGUGUGUGAUGUGUAUGUAACAGGGAGAGAGAUGCAUGCGGGUACAUUUGUGCGUCUACUCACAGUAAUACAGUAUAUUGCUUUGUAGCCUAUAAAGUGUGAAGAAGAAGCCCGAGUUACUAUAUGGCACAAAAUAGGAUUUUUAUCUCACACAGAUUGCUAAAAGCAUUUUUGGACCGUCUGCACCGAUGUUUUGAACUCCAAUUUGUCAUUUUCAUGAAACACCUUUUGUAACUGCUGAUAAAAGUCUGAAUACACUGCAACAGCACACAUCCUUUUACUUUUCUGCAGCAUGCAAAAACAUCUCUCUUCAUUGAGAAGAUUGCAUAUCCUACCAGAAGAAAUCCUUCCUUAGGAAUACAUGUAUUGGUGUAUAAAACUAAGAUAAAAUGUCUUUACAUCUAAAAACCACCACCCUAUUAAUUUGUCAUGCAUUAGGUCCAUGCAGAACUUUCACAAAGACGACAUGAUCCAUUGGCCAAUCUGUCCAUGCCACUAAUACUGUGUUUCA